AUGUUUCAAAGUCAGACGGGAUUUCACUUCUUUCCUCCACAAGCAAUGGACACAGUCACCAAGAACGCCGCCGAAAGAUUUGUUGACUUCAUCAGCAAGUCGCCAUCGCCAUAUCAUGCUGUAGCUAAUAUCAAAGAAAAGCUAGUUUCUCAAGGCUUUGAAGUGCUUAAGGAAAAGGAUAUCUGGAACGUUCAGCCAGGUCACAGCUACGUGGUUACACGUAACGGACUGUCCCUUAUUGCGUUCCGUGUGGGCGAAAAAUUCCAUGCUGGAGGUCCUGUGGCCAUUGUGGGUGCACAUACUGACCUGCCUUGCCUUCGUAUUAAACCCAUUUCGAAAAAGACAUCUGAAGGUUUCGAUCAAGUGGGCGUUGAACAGUACGGUGGUCUCAUUGCGCACCUGUGGUUUGAUCGUGACUUGAGCGUGGCUGGCCGUGUGUACGUAAAAGGACCUGAGGGCCAGUUUAUUCCAAGGCUUCUCCACUUGAAUAAGCCAUUGAUGCGUGUGCCUACAUUGGCCAUCCACUUGAACCGUGACGUCAAUACCAAGUUCGAGUUCAACAGAGAAACCGAAAUGGUGCCCAUUGCGGGCCAACAGCAUACAUGCAGCACAGACCCUAAGUUGCAACUCACAGAGCCAGAGUUCGAAGCUGUGCAACAUGUUGUACGUCGCCACAACAAGUCCCUUAUUGCUCUUAUAGCAUCGGACUUGGGCGUGGAUCCAAUGGACAUUGAAGACUUCGAAUUGGUUCUCUGCGACCACCAGCCGGCAACGCUUGGAGGCAUGAAUGAGGAGUUCAUUUUUGCUCCUCGCUUGGACAACUUGACCUCAUGCUUCUGCGCUGCCGAAGGUAUUAUUGCCUCGAAACCUGCACCAGAAGGUGUUCUGAUGAUCUCUCUCUUUGAUCACGAGGAAAUCGGCUCGGUUUCAGCACAAGGUGCCGACUCUUCCUUCUUGCCAGACGUAUUGACUCGUCUUGCAGACUCCGAACCUGGUGCCUUGGUCAGAAUGUGCAGCCGUUCGUUUUUGCUCUCGUCUGACCAGGCACACGGUGUUCACCCCAAUUAUGGUCGCUUCUACGAGCUGGAAAACCGGCCAGAGGUCAAUAAGGGUCCAGUGAUCAAAAUCAAUGCCAAUCAGCGCUAUGCCACCAACUCGCGUGGACUUGUGUUGAUCAAGGCUGUGGCCCAAAAAGCUCAGGUUCCGUUGCAAUUGUUUGUUGUUAGAAACGACUCACCAUGUGGAUCUACUAUUGGGCCAAUGCUUUCGGCCAAGUUGGGUCUCCGCACUCUUGACUUGGGUAAUCCACAGUUGUCCAUGCACCUGAUUCGGGAGACUGGUGGCUCGCAUGAUAUUGCUCGGUUGAGUAGUUUGUUCCAAGGCUUUUUCGAUCACUACGUGGCCAUCGACUCUAGCGUUGAAUGCGACUAG
Molecule: messenger RNA, 1431 nt
Organism: Clavispora lusitaniae ATCC 42720
Lineage: Eukaryota; Fungi; Ascomycota; Pichiomycetes; Serinales; Metschnikowiaceae
Product: aspartyl aminopeptidase
Biological process (GO): proteolysis
Cellular component (GO): fungal-type vacuole
Molecular function (GO): zinc ion binding; metalloaminopeptidase activity
Source: RefSeq, a predicted model, not a curated record